GUGGGCGGGGUUAACAUGACGACUGUGGCGCUCUCGCCUUGCCCGAAAUCACAUGAACCUCGAUUGGCGGGAUGUAAAGAGCAUCACGGGUUGCACGUGCAAUACAUGUAGAGUCUGUAUUAUCUGCGUCUCACGCACUCUCAUGCAGAUAUUGCUCACACCGGGUUUAUGGUUCACGAGCCUGGACGUAUUUCUCAGAUCAUCGACAUCGGCACCGCCACGGGCACUGGUUUACACAUACGAAGGUAUAGCCUUAGGCUGUCUUUGGCCUUGUUCUAACAAUGGCAGGUUGGGGAUAUGAAGGGGUGUUACCUUCUAUUCGGCCUUGACUAUAUACCUGAGGUACUUGCGGCUUGAGU
Messenger RNA from Canariomyces notabilis, 359 nucleotides. RefSeq lists its product as uncharacterized. The coding region runs from base 53 to 301 and encodes 82 amino acids. The transcript has a single exon. NCBI's taxonomy places the organism in Eukaryota, Fungi, Ascomycota, Sordariomycetes, Sordariales, Chaetomiaceae. The record is from RefSeq and is a predicted model, not a curated record.